UUUGGAUCUGGUUGCAGUGCUAUCUUGUCAUUGCUCUCCCAGUACGCCUUCAUCUGGUAUGCAGUCCUGGCUGUUCAUGGAGCAUAACUUUGGUCAAGUAAUAUCCUGUGUCUCCUGUUGUUUCAUGACAUCCAGGAUGACUGUGUUCCUACUAUGGCUGUGAGAAAAUCCAAAUACUUUAGGAGGAAUAUGAGACUUCUACAGAAUUUCAUGGCAAGAUAACAGUGAAACCUGUCACACCAUGAGAAGGGUCUAUUUAAAGGGAGAUGUACUUUGCUCCCUGAUUCUGCUGGUGCUUCUCUUUCUGCUGUUGUAUGCCCAUCAAAGAAUAACGCCCGUAUGGGGGACUUUGCACAUUGAACAGGGGUCCACCAACUCGAUAACCCUCCUCAGUGGAGCAUCAAUGGGACAACAAAUAAAGCCAGUCCCUUCAAAAUCUCCAGACAUACCUCCAUGCAAACCUGAGGUUCAGAUCAAGCCUAAAGCACAAGGAUCAUCAAGGGUCAAAUCUCAGAAAGCACGUAGCAAAGCAAAGUCUAAAUUUCGCCAGCCCCCAACGACAGCAAGGCUGCUUCCAACACAUGUUUCCUUUGACUUUGACGAUUACCUUCGAAAGAAAGAUCAGCGGGACUUCAAGCUGCUAAUCGAUCAACCAACAAAGUGUUCUGGACCGGAAGGAGCCCCUUACAUGCUGAUCGCCAUAAAAUCAGUAGCAACAGACUUUGACAAACGUCAGGUUGUUCGAAGGACAUGGGGACGAGAAGGUGUGUUCCAGAAAAAUAUGAACGUCAAGAGAGUUUUUCUUCUCGGUGUGCCCCAAAAUCAAACAGCGCUCCCGUUAUGGGACAAACUGUUGGGAUAUGAGAGUCACGCUUUUAGUGACAUACUCCUGUGGGACUUUGAAGACACCUUCUUCAACUUGACGCUAAAAGAAAUCCACUUCCUACAGUGGAUCAAUGUCAGCUGUCCCAAAGUAAAGUUUAUUUUUAAGGGUGAUGCAGAUGUGUAUGUGAACAUCGACAAUAUCCUGGAGAUGCUUGAGGGUCAAGAGACCAAUAAGGAUCUUUUUGUUGGUGACAUCAUUGUCCAUGCCAAACCAAUUCGCAGACGCAACAGUAAGUACUAUGUGCCAGAGUUUAUUUACGGCCAGGGGAUCUAUCCAUCCUAUGCGGGUGGAGGCGGCUUUGUCAUGUCGGGACAUACCGCAUUGAAGCUCCACCUCACCUGCCAAGAGGUGGAACUCUUCCCCAUUGAUGAUGUCUUUCUAUGCAUGUGUUUGCUGAGGAUCGGCCUUCAGCCGACUCGUCACGAGGGCUUCCGCACCUUUGGAAUCGUGCGACCGUCUGCUGCACCCCACCUCCAGGUCUUCAACCCCUGCUUCUACAGAGAGCUGAUGGUGGUGCACAGCUUGACGGUCCCACAGAUCUGGCUCAUGUGGAACCUUCUGCAUGACCCUAACCUUCAAUGUCACAGCAGUCAGGAUCCCAUGGUUUUUCCCUUUCAGUGGAGCGACAAGAUCGACAAGACGGCUAAUAACAAGGCAAAGGAGAAGCUUGGGAACGACUAUGGGAUGAAAGUGUUUGUGGAACAUUAACUCCUAGAAAAUGAAUGUACUUUGAAAUUACUUUAAAACCGACAGGAAAGGCAAGGAAAAACUAAAGCAAUAAUUCACCAUCAUGUCAAUCAACUCCACGUGACAUGCAGAAGAAAAUUGGAUAUCAUUUUAAUUUAGUUAAAUCAUGGCUGCGAUUCAACUAAAACCAGGGAAAUAAUUAGUUCAACGUGGCCAUGAUUUAACUAAAACGAGAAAAUAAAUUACUCACAAAUUAGUAAGUUAAACUAAUUUUUUAAUUGUGGCCAUGUUUUACUAACUACUUCUCUCAUUUUAGUUAAAUCACUACAGCAAUUUUGAGGGAAAGAAUUAGUACAACGUGGCCACGAUUUAACUGAAUUAAAAUGCUCUACAACAUGGCUACAAUUGACCUAAAAUGAGGGAACAAAUUAAUAAGAUGUGGGAACUAUUUCUUAAUUUGUGGCCACAAUAUAUUGUUGACUUCCUUCCAUGAUUGUUUAAUUAAGGAUGUUGGACUGCUCUUUUUCAUACAAAGAAAACAUGUAAUGACCAUCAGCUGUCGUGCUCUAGAAAAU
Molecule: messenger RNA, 2148 nt
Organism: Sinocyclocheilus anshuiensis
Lineage: Eukaryota; Metazoa; Chordata; Actinopteri; Cypriniformes; Cyprinidae
Product: UDP-GlcNAc:betaGal beta-1,3-N-acetylglucosaminyltransferase 9-like
Exons: 3
Coding region: 242-1594 (450 amino acids)
Biological process (GO): protein O-linked glycosylation; poly-N-acetyllactosamine biosynthetic process
Cellular component (GO): Golgi membrane
Molecular function (GO): UDP-glycosyltransferase activity; hexosyltransferase activity
Source: RefSeq, a predicted model, not a curated record